Molecule: messenger RNA, 697 nt
Organism: Saccoglossus kowalevskii
Lineage: Eukaryota; Metazoa; Hemichordata; Enteropneusta; Harrimaniidae
Product: glutathione peroxidase-like
Biological process (GO): response to oxidative stress
Molecular function (GO): glutathione peroxidase activity
Source: RefSeq, a predicted model, not a curated record
GGGAGAAAACAUUGCACGGAGUGCUCUACUCUUUCUCGCUGUAUGCGGCCUCAUCGGGCAAGCUGUGUUUGGACACCUUCAAGGGAGAUGUCUCGACGACGCCGCAUCGAUCUACGAUAAGAACAUAUCUUUAUUGACGCUCAAUGAAAAACAAAACGUCAGUUUAAACACCCUGGCAGGUGAUGUCUUGCUUGUGGUGAACGUUGCGACAUACUGAGCGUUUACGUAUCAGUAUUACGGCAUGAAAGCACUCGUUAUCAAGUACACCGAAGGUUUCAAUCUAAUCGCCCUGCCAUGCAACCAGUUUGAGCUACAGGAACCCGGCACCAACGCUGAAAUAUUACCCGGCCUAAAAUGUGUCCGCCCAGGUGGAGGAUUUGAACCCAAUUUUGAAAUAUACGCCAAGGUUGAGGUGAAUGGAAGAAACGCACACCCCUUGUUUACCCAUCUUAAGGAAUACUGUCCUCCAGUGAAACGGGAAAUCGGUGAUCCGUCACUCUUCUACUGGAGCCCAAUUACAGUUGGUGACAUAACUUGGAAUUUCAACAAAUUUCUCGUCGAUCACAAAGGAAUACCUUACAAGCGCUACGAAUCUGCAGUCGAGCCGGCUGAACUACAGGCCGAUAUCGAACUUUUACUUUCCAUGCGACGUGAAGAUUUGGAACAGCCCGGAAGCAGGUUCCUGAAUAGAACAUAA